Cannabis sativa is the source of this 681-nucleotide messenger RNA. Its product is annotated as sulfated surface glycoprotein 185-like. The record is from RefSeq and is a predicted model, not a curated record. NCBI's taxonomy places the organism in Eukaryota, Viridiplantae, Streptophyta, Magnoliopsida, Rosales, Cannabaceae. The coding region runs from base 144 to 473 and encodes 109 amino acids. The transcript is spliced from 3 exons.
UCUUAUAAACUUGUACAUAGUACAAUAAUAAUAGUAACCUUUACACGAAUAGAAAGGUAAGUGGCUUAAUUUAGUGUAUGGUAUACUCUGUUUUUUGUUUUUCCAAGCAGUGAAACCCUAUCAAUCACCUCAAACAAACAACAAUGAGCUACCAGCGUAUUCCUGAUCAACAUGAGCCUUUCCCACCACCAGGGCAACAACCAGCAGCAUACCCGCCACCGCCUUUGCUUCAGCCGCCGCCGCCACCUCCACAACCAAGCUACCAGGAUUACUUUUAUGGCGAAGAGUAUCCUCCUCCUCCUCCACCACCACCACCACCACCACCAGCCCCGCCACCCCCACCGCCACCCCCUCCUCCUCCCACUCUAGAAAAUGAGGACCAGGACCACUCAGACUCUGGCUGCUGUUCCUUCCUUAAAGCCUGCUUGGGUGGGCUAUUUUGCUGCUGUUUACUGGAGCAGUGUUGCGUGUAGUAAUGAUCUGCUCAUUAAAUUAUCAAUGAAUAAGAAUUGUACUACUUGCUCUUCUCUAUAAUUAACUAUAUAUAAUUACUACAGUUGACAUUUUUGUUCUGUCACAUUCUUAAAUUUGGGUUUGCUAGCCGUUGCUAUUAUAUAAUAACAUUUUGUUGUCUAAUGUAUUUACUGUCAGAAAAUGAAAUGUUUUCUUGGGUUUUUGCUA